Messenger RNA from Drosophila innubila, 1925 nucleotides. RefSeq lists its product as uncharacterized. Gene Ontology annotation, cellular component: plasma membrane. Bases 389 to 1735 code for a protein of 448 amino acids. Lineage: Eukaryota; Metazoa; Arthropoda; Insecta; Diptera; Drosophilidae. The transcript is spliced from 6 exons. The record is from RefSeq and is a predicted model, not a curated record.
CAGUCAGCAGCGUCCGUGUUUGCGAUCAUUUAAAGAUCUCUCAACGUUUCGUGUCUCUUAUUGUUGAUUUGUAUUGUGGUUAAUCCGUAUCCGUGUCGCCUCCUCCGCCGUGGUCUUCUUUGAUAUUUUUAAACGUCUUCGUUUAGCUCUCGUAUAUAUUAAUUUAUAUUGUUGUUAUCGCAUUCAGUUUUAGUGCGCGGCCAACCGUAAAACAAACAAAUCAAAAUUCAUCAGUUCGAUCAUAAACUAUAACUUUUAGUGCCAGAUCGAAAGCAUUAAUGGAACGUGCCCUGUCCCAUGUGCGUGUGGAUUUCCCAUUGGCAUUAUCCGGAGACCGCAAACAGUCGGCAACAACACAACUGCUGAGCCCGUAAAAAGUGGAUGAAAUAUGAAGCGCGACGUUUCCACCUCGACCAUUGGUCGAGAUGAGGCCAGACGACCCCUCAUGGAGGCUUACAUGUUCCAGCGUCGAGUGCUCCUCGGCUGUAGCCUCUUGAUGGUCGUCUCGCUGGUUAUUUGGAUUUUGGCCAUAUCAACGGAUCACUGGAUUAUCAUAUCAGGCGGAAAAGGCAUCUUUAUACCGGAAUCGCGUAGGUUCUUUAUGUCCUCACACUCGGGAUUGUGGCGUCAUUGUCGCAACACGAUCGUCCCGAAUGCCCUAACCAAUGCCCAGGUUGUGCGCAACUUUAGCUCCAUGUCCUACACAUCGCAGUCACUGAUCAACGACGCCAAGCGUAAUCUCACCCACAUGGAGUUCAUUAAGGAUUUCGCUGAGGAGAAGCUGGAUGGUUCAAAUGCGUUUACGGAGAACGCUCGUCGACGCAUGUUCGCCCAUUGGGCGCGUGGUGAGGAUGAGGAGUUUCAAACAUUUCGCACUGCCUUCCACAAGCUCGUCAUGUCAACGGAGGCGAGUCAGCGUGAAUUUAAUGCGACGGCCACAAAACCCAUACCCAUCGAUCCGCUCGAUGUCAAGGGCAUCAUUUCACGUGGCACUUUCGGAUCGGCACUGCAGCGUGUCAAGUAUAACAACACGUGGUCCUACUAUGUUAUACCGGAGGUGGCACAGCAGUCCAUAUUUACCAACUGGACGGAUUAUCCGCUUGUGGUGCGCCUGCUGGGCACCUACAUCCGUGACAUUGGUAUUCCCGCCUAUGUGCUCAACGAUGAGCGGGUCAUUAUGAUAUUGGUGCCACCGCUGCCACCGAAAAAAGGCGGACAAACCGCCUACUACAGCUAUAUACCCUACCCGCGUUGCAAGUACAUUGACAUGUUUCUGAAUCCCCAAACUCUGCGCAAUGAGCCCGGCUUUGAUGAAGAAUUAAUGGUGAUGUGGUUUUUUCUUUCAGACUAUAUACGGACGCAGGCAUCCUUUGCCUGCAUUACGUUAUUUGUCAUGAGCUUGGGAGCUGUGUUCUCUUUCUACACGUUCAUGAAUCCCCGCUAUAUGUUCAAACGUCUGGCUGGUGGCAUCCACUUGGUAGCGGCAUCCACAGCUUUAGUGGUACUCCAGGUUCUGUUCUCCUCCAUCACCUACACCAAAGAUCAUUUGUUCUAUGCAUAUCCGGAUGGUGCAGAAUUGACCUAUGGCUAUGGCGUCUAUCUGGCGUGGUUUACGUUCGUCGUCAAUAUUGUGUGCGGUUUAAUGUUCCUCUGGUAUUCGGGUAAGAAAAAGGGCGCCAAAGCGCCAAAUGAUGAAGUUGCCAUGGCCGACGAGCCGACCAUAAUGGGCAGAUAAGGAAGGCCGACUUCUUCUGCCAUCAAAGACCAAAGAAAUCGACCAUCUGGGUCGAUUUUACUUAUAGUAGUUUCACUAUUGUUACUUGUUAUCUUUUUAAUAAUACAUAUUGUAUAAUUCGAGUUUUUUGGGAUUAUAAUGAUUUAAGAACUCGACACAAUAAAUAAAUAUUUUGUUUACCUGUAAAACA